AUGACUUCAUAUUUCAAGCAAGAAAAUAUAAUUAACCUCGUUGCUAAAUCAACUUGGGCGCCUGAGAAAGAGAAAUCGUGCCUUAAAUCUCCGAAACGAAAGUGUGUUACGACGAAAUUUGUCAACUUUUUAAAAUUUAUGUCCAUCACCACCACCACCAUCACCAACGGUUUAAAAAAAUUUUCUCUUGUUACAAACAAUUGCCCGUUGAUUACCAUGCGGGAUUUGCCGAUUGGAAAAAAAUAUUAUUAUCAUUACCAUUUCCUUUCAUUAUUUGAGGUCAUAGUGCAGUUGUGCGUGUUUAAUUGUUUUAUAAAGGGGGCUUAUCAACCGUCUUACGAACUUAAAUUAAGGUUUUAUGCAUAUUUCAAACAAGCUACCGAAGGGCCUUGCCUUGUAUCGAAACCUGGAUUUUGGGAUAUCGUCGGUAAAAGUAAAUAUGACGCUUGGAAAAAAUUAGGAAACAUGACCAAAACGGAAGCCAUGGAAAAUUACGUCGAAGAAUUAAAAAAAAUAGUCGAAACGAUGUCAUAUAACGACAACGUCGGCAUGUUUUUGGGAAGUUUGGGAAAUUUUUACGAUAACGUUCCAGUCGAAGAUAUUGAAAUGUUAUUAGGACCUGUGAUAGAUAAAGUAAAAGCUCAACCUGGAAAUUCUUUAAAGGAUUCACCUUUCGGAUCGAGAGACACAUCACCGAACAGACUUCCAAGACAUUUAAAUAAUAAAAAUAACGCGUCCAGUUUGGAAACUUCUCCAAUAAGUUCCAUGUCGCCAUCCCCUCAACCUCCCGACACGGAUGAUGAAAAUGAAGAAUUUAUUGAUACCGUCGAGACUACGCCCAACGCUACCAGAAAAAUGUAUAAAACGGAUUCGAUGAGAGGUACGGAAAUAUUUGAAAGUCACAAUAACGUCGUACCUAAAGAGAAAAGUACAAAUUCAAUGAUGAACGGUCACGUGAAAUCCGUUAAUUCAAACGCCGCGACAUUUAACGGUAAAAUUCAUCAGACAAACGGAAUAAAAGAUUUGAACGAAGAAUUUGAAAUGAACGAAAGAGAAUAUUCGAGAAGCAAAAGUCAAAAAGAGAGUCCAAACGUUGUUACGACAAAGAGAAAAAUGAAACAAAAUGGAGGGCCUAAAUCAAAUGGAAAUGUUAACAUUCCAGAUGUUGUAUCUGAACAUUUAAGGGAGACUGUUUUUCAUUUGCAAAAAGAUCUCGAUAGAAUUACAUCGAGAGUUAGAAGUUUAGAAGUUGCCAUUUUAUCAUCACAACCUCAGGUGAGUGACGUCACAUUCAAGGGAUUUCGAGUCGUCGGUUCGGAAAAAUCGUAG
Messenger RNA from Pediculus humanus corporis (human body louse), 1329 nucleotides. RefSeq lists its product as uncharacterized. Bases 1 to 1329 code for a protein of 442 amino acids. Gene Ontology annotation, molecular function: fatty-acyl-CoA binding. The transcript has 11 exons. Gene Ontology annotation, biological process: fatty acid metabolic process. The record is from RefSeq and is a predicted model, not a curated record. Lineage: Eukaryota; Metazoa; Arthropoda; Insecta; Psocodea; Pediculidae.